This is a messenger RNA of Clonostachys rhizophaga, 2613 nucleotides long. The record is from the annotation of a GenBank genome assembly. Lineage: Eukaryota; Fungi; Ascomycota; Sordariomycetes; Hypocreales; Bionectriaceae.
AUGGCCUCGCCAAAGCCGGAGUCAAAUUCCACCUCGCCUCCAAAGCAAGUGGAUGAUGCGGCAACGAAAGAAUCAAAGGCAGAGGUCAAUGGCCAUGCAGCCGAGCCCGAAUCGAAGUCUGAGGCCGAGACGAAGCCCGAAAAGCAACUCUCCAACGGUACUGGUUCUGGGGAGGAGGACGGCACUCCCAAUGGAGCGGACAAGGAUGUGGAGAUGAAGAAUGGUGACGGAUCAAAGGACGUCGCCUCCACGAUAGAAAAGUCCGAUAAUUCAGACAAGAAGGAAGCCGAAACGAACACGACGCCCAAGGAGUCCAGCAAAGAUGAUGACGUCGAGAUGAAGGAAUCCGAGCCCGCCAAGGAGGCGUCAGCAGCGCCCAGUGACGAAAAGAAGGAUGCCGAUGCCAAGGAGUCCACACCCAAGUCGACAGAGGCGGGCACUGAAGACCCGGACAAAGCCAAAGAUGCGCCAUCUUCGCCUGGAGAUGCAGGUGAGUCCGGGAUUGAUCUUCAACCCGCCAGUCUCUCGCAGUUGGCUAUCGAUGGACCAGAACCUAACACAUCACCAGUUGAGCCUUCCGUGGAAGUCUCCAUGACCGAUGCGCCUGCGUCUAAGGUCCCUAGAGAGCGCGAGGACGACGGCGGAGAGGAACCAGCACCGAAGAGAGCAAAGACGGAACCCAAAGAAGAGGAGCCAACGACAUCAACGCCGACGGCAGACGGUCAGGAAAUUUCUGUCAUGACUGAAUUUCCAAAACCCAAGUUCGAUGAGUUCGCUGAGUGGUACGAUGCGAAGAAUAGCGCCAAGGAGAUCACGAACCAUCGCAGAAGGGAAAUGCGCCGGACUGUUGCCCGUGUCAAAAAGACGAAGCACGGUGGCGAGUUUCGAGAUUCCGUCCAGAAGCUCUGGCCUGCGUUGUGGGAAAAGUACUCACUCAAGAUCGAGAAGCCAAUGGACUUAUCCGAAAUAGAUCGCAACUUGCGAGACACCAAGUACAAGACGUACGGUGACUUCAAGGCCGACCUGGCUCUUCUUGUAGAGAACUCCCAGGCCUACAAUGGUCCUGACCACUACAUUACCAUGGCUGCACGCGGCGCUAGCAAGACUGUUUGGGACGACGUCGUUUUCUUGCCCGAGGAGGAGCCCUCAAAACCCAAGGCUCCCCCUAAAGCAAAUCGCAUGCGAGAACUUCGUGUUGGCAGCAACGUCAAGCCCGAGGCUCCUUCGGGAGGUUCUACCCCUACUCCGACCACAGGCCCACCUGCCAAGGCAGCCCAAUCUGCGGGCGAGGCGAGGCGGAGUUCUUCGGUUCAUGACGGCGAUAGACCCAAGAGGACUGUGCGUGCACCUAAGCCAAAGGACAUUGACUACUCGUCCAAGCCUGCGCGAAAGAAACUUCGACCGGAACUUCAAUUCUGUGACGAGGUUCUUGCAGAACUGACUUCACAGAAGCACUGGUCGCUGAAUCAAUGGUUCCUCGACGCAGUGGACGCUGAAGGUCUGGGAAUUCCUCAUUAUUAUUCCGUGAUUAAGCAUCCGAUGGAUCUGGGGAAAGUAUCCAGAAUGCUUGCAAAUGGAGAAAUUUCGAGCCUCAAGGAAUUCCACAAGAACAUUACUCUGAUGUUCGACAACUGCUAUCAGUUCAACGGUCCCUAUGAGCAAGGCGGGGUCUCGGCACUUGCCAAGCAGCUCCAGGAUAUAUAUACCGCGCAGAUGAAGAAUAAGGAUGCAUGGCUCGCCAAACAUGCGAAGGCAAACCCUCCACCAGCUUCGGUCUCAAACCCUAGUGAUGAUGAUGACGACGAAGAUGAGGAGGACGGAGAGGAUGCCAAUGCUGUUGCUGAUCAUACACGGGCAGUCAAGGAACUAGAGGCGCGACUUCGAGAAGAAAUGGACAAGCAGGCUAAUCUCUUCGCCGCCGAGCAGCCAAACCAAAGCAUGAUCACAAUCCAACAGGGAAUCGUAUCCAUGGUCCAGGAGGCACUUCUCAAGGCGAAGACCACGCUGAACGAAGUCAGGCAAAAGAACCCCGCUGGCAAGCCCAAGAAGUCCAAGCCUACAAAGGCGAAGGCUGCUGGUGGAGGAGCAGGACGCAAAGCUAGCGGUGCAGCUGCUCAACCCAAGAAGGCUGGCGCUGGCCCGGCCAAGAACAAGAAGAAGAAUCUCACGGCUGCCGACAAAGACCAUAUUGCUGGCGCGAUUAACGAUCUCGAAUACCCGCAUCUUGACCGAGCUAUCGAUAUUAUCAAACGCGAUACCGGUCAGAUGGAGAGCGAGGAUGGCGAACUCGAGCUGGAUAUCGACCAGCUUAGUAACGAUGCACUUUUGAAACUCUGGGAACUCUGUAAGAAGGCGUUACCAGGCUUUGCCAAGGAUGCAGCGGCCCAAUCCCCAGAGGUCCAUCGUGCUGCUCCAUCCAAAUCAGCGCCCAAGACGGCGGCUAAGCCAAAGAAGAACAAGCCAAUGAGUGCCCUGGAGCAGGAGGCAAGAAUAGCUCAGCUACGGCAAAUCCGAGACAUGUACGGCAAGGGCGACAAUGGGGGCGCCGCUGAUCCCGCUCGAGCUGAGUCGCAAGGACCGAUGUCAAGCGACGAUUCUUCGGAAGAGGAGUAG